GCAUACCAGCUUCACAUCCGGCCCGGAGGACGCAAGGCUCGUGUUUCUGGGGGAAGAUUUAGCGGCAGAACAGGAAGUUGUCAACUGACUCCUCCCUGCACACCCGGAACUGUCACACACAUUGCUGCAGCUGCUGCAUCUUAUGUACUAUGGUAUCUCAGUGACAUGCUGAGGACACGGCUACUAUGGCUGACACGUCUUUCCGGCGGGAGCUGCGCGCUCUGCGCUAUGUCCAGCGAGGGGACGUUCUGCGGCUGAAGUCUUACAUUCGUCGCCACCGGCACCUGCAGCUGGAUCAGCCACUGCCGGGCGGACGGAGCCUCCUGCAUGCUGCGUGCUCACGCUGCGAUGAUGCCUGCGUUCUGCUGCUGCUCCGCAAAGGAGCUGACCCCAUGCAGACGGAUGGUGCUGGCAAUACUGCUCUGCAUAUAGUAGCCAGGGAGGUGGAGAAAGGGGAAUGGAGAGUGUACACAGACUUGGUGGUCCCAAUAUUGAAACGCUGCCCGCAGUCUAUGGAUGCUCCUAAUCAUCAAGGAAUCACUCCCCGCAGCAUCCUGAGACUGGCUGAAGACUGCAUGCAAAGAAAUUCUCAACAUAACCCACCUACUUCUGAGGCUCAGACCGGAGCCCCCUCUACAGACUGGAGAGAUAAACUCUUGGCGGAGAGCAUGGAUGAAUACCAAGAAAGUUACGGCCAGUAUGAAGAGGAUUAUUCAGAUCCAGUUAUUGAAACGGAGACUUUUGAGACUUUUGAGUCCUGGGCUGAUCGGAUCUACAGAGAACACCAGGCAAGAAGGCGCCAGUCUGAGCGUCCGCGUGCAAAGACAAAACGCGUCUUCACGGAGGAAACAUCAGGAGCAGAAGAGGAACAAAGGCACGUAGAAAGUCAGCAGCGGAUGGAGAAAGAACUGCGCCAGGCGCAGAGUGAGCGCUAUCAGAGGAAAUGCCAGGAGUUCUUUCAGGGAGCCGGUGCAACGGUGGACACUGACCUGCAGCAUGGCAGUAGCGGAGGAAAGAGAACCAUGAAAGACGCUGCGCCAGAGAGUGAAAGUGGCGAUGCCAGUGUGGAGAACACGGUCGUAGGUACAGGUAUGCGUUUGUUGGGUUAUAGCGACAUCCCGUGGCCUGUGCUAGGUGGCACUGCUAAACAGAUGGCACAGGCUAUAGCAGCGGGUGCUGACUCAUCAGAUGCAACAUCAUAUAAACGCUACCUACGGGCGCAGAGGGUGACAUGGCACCCGGACCGAUUCAUGCAGAGAUGCGGGACUCGUCUCCACGCCAAGGACCGGGAACGUGUGCUGGAAACCGUUACGGCCCUGUCACAGGAGCUGAACAGGCUGACAGAGCUGGCGCAGUAAUAUACACGGAGCUGCCAGUACCCAUGCCACUGCCAUGAUACCUCUGAGCAUGUUUUCAUGCGUCUAUUCCAGGCUGUUGUUGUUAUAACCUUAUUCAUAGAGUAACUGUGCUUUACGGAGCAAUAAAAAAAUACCGAGUAAUAACUAGACAGUAAGUUUAAAAUAAAUAGAAAUGAGUGCCAGGUUUACCAUCCUACAGUGAAUAGUAAAUAUCCGUAAAUGCAAUAUGUCUUAAUUGGCAAUAUAUUGCAGCGUGUUUGGGCUGAGAAAGCUGCAGUUCACGGUGACAGUGCGGUCUGGGUCCAUCAGAACAAAUGACAAAUCGUUUGGUCAGUGACUGCCUGUUAGUAUGAAUGUGCUCAUUCCGGCGUGCUAAUAGUGCCCUUUUGUAUCCGGCUGCUGGUUUGGUUAUACACAUAUGCACAUGUAUGGCCAAAUGUUCAUAUUACAGUUACUAGUAUUUUGUACUGUGGGAUAACAUACUGUAUGUAAUGUGUUUGCUAAGGGAAGAGCGCCACCUAGUGGAUAUUGGCAUGCAUUACACUCACUGCUUUCAGCACAAUUAUUAGGAGGGCAGAAUAUACUCAUUGUUGGCUUGAGAAAGGAGGAUAGAGAUCUUACCAUAUGAACCUUGUAAAGCAUGACGCGGGCAGCCUGUUCUCGGCACUAGAGUUCCCCUUUUUUUAGUAUCUCUAUCUCCUCGCAUGGAGAUAGUGCGGCAGCGUUGUGUGGCUGUCUCCUGUAGUUACAGUGGAUGGCUUGUAGCCUCCUUUCAGCUCCACCUCACCCUACCUAGAUGGCUGCUGUGUAUGGGUUUGGUUCGUGUCCUACACUCUAGAAGCCAUUGUUCCAGAAGCAGCACUGAUGGGAUCUAAUGAGGAAGAAGCAGCUGUGUGCAAGUUAGACACUCUGCUCUACAAGCUGUGGCCUUGAAUGUAUAAUCAACUCAAACUAGCGUGAUGUAGGUAUCCACACACACACACACACACACACACACACACACACACACACACACACACACGCUUGUAGGAGUAUUAAUGGGGGCUCCCUCGAAAACAAUUUACAGUUAUAUAUUGUAUUUGCACACAGCCGACUCAUUGUUAUUGGAACUCUUCAUUGCCCCUAUAUCAAUGUGUACGG
Pseudophryne corroboree (corroboree frog) is the source of this 2498-nucleotide messenger RNA. RefSeq names its product NFKB inhibitor like 1 (gene NFKBIL1). Gene Ontology annotation, molecular function: protein binding. Bases 186 to 1358 code for a protein of 390 amino acids. Gene Ontology annotation, biological process: canonical NF-kappaB signal transduction. Lineage: Eukaryota; Metazoa; Chordata; Amphibia; Anura; Myobatrachidae. The record is from RefSeq and is a predicted model, not a curated record. The transcript has 5 exons.